This is a messenger RNA of Brettanomyces nanus, 1038 nucleotides long. RefSeq lists its product as uncharacterized. Gene Ontology annotation, cellular component: cytoplasm. The coding region runs from base 1 to 1038 and encodes 345 amino acids. NCBI's taxonomy places the organism in Eukaryota, Fungi, Ascomycota, Pichiomycetes, Pichiales, Pichiaceae. The transcript has a single exon. The record is from RefSeq and is a predicted model, not a curated record.
AUGCCAUUCGAUACCACUCGUUUCGAACCACUCGUUGAAGAGCUUUUAAGUGCUCUAGAAUCUUCUCUAAGCUAUCGAAUUUUGGUGCUUAUUAUUGGUAGACCAGGAUCCGGGAAAACCACCAUCUCUCAGUAUCUUGAGGACCAAUUGAACGAGAGAUAUCGAAGAAAUGACAAUAAACUGGUUCCAUUUUCCUCUGAUUAUUUCAAUCUACAACAUUUAGACUUCACCAAAGAAUUUGAAGCGGCCAGGCCACUUCCAAUUGACCUCGAAGAAGCUGAAACUCAGAUAAACCAUGAUAUAGAUAAUCCAGACUUCCCCUCCAUUCCUUACAAUGACUCGACCACUCUCAAAAUCAUCGGAAGGGGACUUCUUUCUACAUUAAUUAACGUCAAAACUGAGUCAGCGGUUUCAAUUCACCACCCGAUUCCCCCAUUUGCUAAACAUAUAUCUAUGGACGGCUUCCACUUACCUCGUUCAGUCCUCGGUCACAUGACCAACUCUCAGAACAUGUUUCUUAGACGUGGAUUUCCAGAUUCGUUCGAUUCAGAUCUUGUCGUGAAACUUGUCCAGCUGUUGACCGAUAUCUGUUACGAUACCACAGUAACGGCUGCUGGACACCAAGCGAACCUCGCCAAUGCUUUGUGGAUGUUCGAUUCCCUGCCAGGCUCUCCAUCGAUCUCAAUCCCUGACUUCGACCACAGACUGAAGGAUCCGACUCCAGACGCAUCUAUCAUUGCGCCGUCUACCAGAGUUAUCAUUUUAGAAGGUAACUACCUCAUGUUAAACCAGGGAAGAUGGGCCGAAAUAUCUGAAAUUGUCCGUCGAAACAAGCAGAACAACGUGUUAGUCUGGAAGGUUGUUCCGGCAAACAAAGAUGAGGUGAGAGAGCGUACCGCCAAACGGCACGUCACCGCUGGAAUAUGUAACACUCUCGAUGAGGGUUACCAGAGAUAUGAUGCGAACGAUAAGCUCAACGGAGAUCUUAUUGAUGACAGUAGUAAUAACGAAUAUAUUGACAAAUUCAUUGUGAAUUGA